Messenger RNA from Colletotrichum godetiae, 1934 nucleotides. RefSeq lists its product as uncharacterized. Bases 105 to 1625 code for a protein of 506 amino acids. The record is from RefSeq and is a predicted model, not a curated record. Lineage: Eukaryota; Fungi; Ascomycota; Sordariomycetes; Glomerellales; Glomerellaceae. The transcript has 6 exons.
UCUCUCCAGUAGACCGUGCAAGCUACACAAGCACCAUAUUAGAGUAUCUUUACGGGUACGACGCUGGAGUUCUAAGACACGCUCACGCUAGUGGACAGGGCGUCAUGCUGGAAGAGGAGCUUGUGCCACGGACAAUCCGUGUACCGCAAAUGUGGUCCCUAAUUAUAGGAUCAAACUUGCUUAUCACCUUGUCUCAGCUAGACCUUCAAGAAGUCAUUGCAGACAGCAUUCUUCUUGAAAGGAAAACGCUUGGUGAUACUCCUGGUGUAUACACUGUUCGGAUUGUUGAUGAGACCAAUGUUUAUCGGUAUCAUAUCGUCAUCGACAAAGACUGUAACUAUGCGGUAGGCGCGAGAGAGUUCCUCAAGCAUGCUGCAGCUUUGGCCUUGUCAUCAGAAUCGGAUCUCUCAACGUACUCGCUUGUAAAUGAGAAUGGUGAUCUAGUCAGUCCGAGUGAUUGGCUGAGUUUUCUCCAAACUGGAGAGGUAGAGGAUCGUGUCUUUGGUUUGAGAACGCAAGCGGCACAGGCGAACACAAGCUCAGAUGAGUAUCGGGCUUUUACCAUGAAGCUUCUGAUGGAUGUACCGAACAAGCCCUAUCGAAUCAAGGAGAAGUCGAUCCAAUCUCGGAACUUUGAGGAGAAUGGUCAUGCGGAAUCCAAGGCCCUGACCAUAUACCACCCCCCCGAGCCCAGGACCUCAAAGCAAAAGGAGAGCCAUCACUCUGACGGCAAUGAUAUGAAGAGCUUAGUGGUUUUCGACCCUCGGAGACUUCCUGUAAGAAAACAAUCAGCCGAAGCUCACCGAAGGCCUGAAGAGAAAUCUGUAACGCUACGGUCGACCAUGCCUAAAGCCGCACAAACAAGCCUGAAAGCAAUACCUGAGCUCUAUGAAAUCGAGAAUGAAGUAACAGAAACUGAUUUAUUUGCUGACGAGAGGAUGAGUGUCUUCAAUCAUACACCGGCGGGCCCUGCUUCUCAUCCAGGCAGCUUCAAACCAGGCUACACGAGGACCUUAGGGGAAUUUGUGGGAGCUUCGAAGCAAGAUGCCAAGGCGGGGGUUUCAGAGGCAGACAAAGAAAUUCGCGAGUCAAGUCAUGGCGAGAAGAGGUUGAGCUUUCCUCGACUAGGAACCGGCCCGCCAAUCGCAGACGUACCCACGCAUGACUGCGCAGCACCCAGUGGCGAUGAACCCACGGAGCCGAGAUCUGUAUCUGAGAAGAGUUCGAUGUCCGAUACCAAUCAGCAGUUCCGGGAGGAGGGCAGCUCCGAGUUCCCUCUACGUAUAGCAAGCCCUAUCAAGCCACGCAUAGUUCCUUUCUUGACUUGGAGACUAUCGUGGAGGGAUGAUGAAAGAAACGACAUGGAUGUUGAAAAGAACCUCAAACAAAUUCUCGACAGGUUAGAUCGGUCUUUGAGGUCUCGAGUAGUGGGAAGCACCUAUCUAGGAGGCUUAUCAUCGACACCGGCAACUGUUGCUGGCAAACUUGUUGCACUUUGCAGCGAACCUGACAAGACUCCAGAUUCGUUCAUGUUUGACGCAGGCGACACCGAACUGAACUCAGGAUCCCCAUUUGCUGAAAUGAUGAUGUCCCAGGAUGUGCAAGAUCAACACUACCACAAGUGAAGGUCCCGUGGGAAAUAAAGAAGCCACUGCUACAGAAACCGGCAGUGGCCAACAACCGCAAGACUACUCUCGAAGUCUCGACAUGGCAUCCUUGAAAAGUCAGAGCGACCAAACGAGGCGAAGCGAACUUAUGAUGGCGGUCCAUUUAGCAUCUUCGGACAUACUGAGAUCGUUCUUGCCGACCUUGGGCAGUCAUGCGAAGCACCAAUUGAUCUGCAGGUUUUGGGGUGCACUUGACACCAUCAUUAGACAAAUCCAUCUGUCGACACUGAGUCUUGACACCGUUCAUCAUUCUUCAUACAUUGUGGU